Messenger RNA from Microstroma glucosiphilum, 4308 nucleotides. RefSeq lists its product as hypothetical. Gene Ontology annotation, molecular function: protein binding. Bases 1 to 4308 code for a protein of 1435 amino acids. The record is from RefSeq and is a predicted model, not a curated record. Gene Ontology annotation, biological process: vacuolar acidification. The transcript has 5 exons. Lineage: Eukaryota; Fungi; Basidiomycota; Exobasidiomycetes; Microstromatales; Microstromataceae. Gene Ontology annotation, cellular component: RAVE complex.
AUGGCGCAUGCCACUUCGUCGCAGGCUACGUCCUCAUCCUCGACGAAGGCCUCGCUACUGCUCUCUGAUUCCUCUUACGGAUCCUCACCUGCAGCUGCGAGGGCGUCCGUCUCACACUAUGCUUCGGCAGAUGGUCGCAGGCUUGUCACAGCCAUAGCAAGCGGAGACCAGAUCUGUCUCCUAGACGGCAAUUUCGACAUUCUAUAUACGCUUGACUUUUGGGACGCUUUUGCUGAGACCUCUGAAGUCACGGAGAGACCGGCGCAUAACAUACAAUGCCUGGCAGUCAGGCAAGGCGCGGAAGAGGGGCAGGUAUUGAUCUUCGCCUCCAUUGCAACUCGCAUCGUGGUCUGGGCAGCCUCUAAUGUUUCCUCCUCCUCAACAAAACGCUGGCGGGUACAUUCGACGCUCGACCUGCCUGCUCCAGCAACCUCCCUCGACUUCGAUUCCGGGCGUCUACUAGUGGGCUGUGGUUCAUCACUACAAAUCUGGAAUCUACAUGAUGGUCGCCUGUGGCGAGAGAGCUGGAAGGUCGCAGCUCCGCGGCCGAUCAGACUCUGCUCUUUCAGCCCGUUGGGAACAAGCUUUGCAGCAUGCAGCGAGGACGACAGAAGAGUUGUCGUGUGGCAGAUCAAGAAGGCCCUGAUCUCGAGACCAAGAAGGACUGCCGUUCUGCUUCAUGCAAGCUAUGUAGUUGAUCUGAGAUGGAGGGGCAUGCCGGAUAUCAGCAGCCAAUCGGACAUCUUGAUGACUCGCUCACAAGAUGGCGCUGCGAGAGUGUGGGCUCCCGUGAUAGAUGAGCCCUCUGCCCUCCGCCUAUCGGCUACCAUCGAUGCUGCUUCGUUUGGCAAGCGUGGCCCAGGGGCUGCAGAGACAAUCGAGCACAUCUUCUACCUGGACGCCGCCACAAUAGCAUCUGUCCUGCGAGCUAACAUCAGCCUGCUGGAGCGAGAUAUACAAAUGUCGGAAGUAGGUCUGUCGGACCUCGAUCAGCCAUCAGCCAGUCGCGAGAUCGAUGCGAAGCGUACUAGGCAUAAGCGGCUACAGCAUAUGCUCAGCGAUACUCCUGACGUAUUCAUUCGCUUUCAGGAGGAUGGGACCAUUGUGAUGAGGGCUUUAGCAAGCAUCGAUCGGAGACCGCCUACCCUCUUACAGGCAUACACCGUUCUCAAACUCUCAAACCCUCUACAUCCGAUCUCUGCUGGGGACAUUGGCAGUAUAGAAUUGUUCCCACUCAGCGUUCCCACAGGUCAAAGCAGCGAAGAGGCUCUCGGCGUAUUCUACCUGCAGAGUCGAGACGGCAAUAGAACCCUAGCGGCCAAUUUCAAUCCGUCCUUGUUCUUCGACGGGCAAGGCAUGGGUCUCGUCAAGAGGAGCUUGUCCUUGGAGUCGAGUCAUGGAGGUAAGGUCCGAGGCAUGGUCAGCACUCGUGAUAGACAAGUGCUCUCCGUAGACGAUGCCGGGUAUGUCACGCGGUGGGGGACUGCAUCAUCUGGAAAGGCAUCUCUGGGGAAGCGUACCGUGAUGACCAGCCGGCGGAGAUCGGAGUUGCCGAAAUUCCAGCGUGAUGAUCGCUUGUUGGCAGGUCACGGAGAAGGCAUCGUUGUGUGGCACUGUAGCACACAGAGUCUACUGCACUAUCGUAAUGGCAGCAGCAAGGCUGAAAAACUGGCUGGGCUUGCUGAUCAGGAAGAGCCAAUAUUCGGCGCCUUCAAUGAAGGAGACACCAUUUUGACGAUAGUGACAGCACAGCGCAUGAUUCAUCAGUGGCAUCUGACAAGCUCCUCAGGCUCCCAUGGACCUCCCACAACGUCUACCGAGCUGGAUGACGUAGGGACGCUCAAGCUCGCAUUCACUGCUAUGGGCGAAAACGCGGCAACGCACCCCUCCUUCGCGACCUUUUCCGCCGAUGGUCAAAUCACACUGUGGCAAUGCGGUCAAGACGAUGGUCUCUGGAGCCGAAUGAGUCGAUCAGUGCAGGCCAACGUGAGCGACCGCGUCAAGGGUGCUGCGACUUCAAGUGGCCUGAUAGCAAUUUUCGACCUCGCUGCCUCGGAUUUUGACACAAUACUACAAUCCUCACAAGUGGACGAUGCGGAUGAGAAUGACACAAUCGUAUCGCUCGAUUGGCUGGAGCUAGCAAACGAAUCGUUCGCCCUGGCCGUGAGUAGGCGGCAUCGCAUAGAGAUUUGGGUCCAAGCAACACGCGGACCAUACGACACCGCCAACGAGGGAGGCAAGUCAGCCUGGGCAAUUCUGGCAACAUACGACUUGACGGAGAUCACAAAGCAGGCCUUCACAGCGUGCCGAUGGGCACAGCAUCACACCCUGAUCGUCUCAACUGGUCAUCAGGUGCAUAGCCUCGGUCCACUCCUGGCUACAGCAGGCUCGACAGCCGAAUUGAGGCACGUCGCAGAGCAGCAGGCUGGACCGCUGCCUGUAUGGCAUCCAGUGCUGCUAUCACAGCUGAUCCUGCUUGGCAAGACAGAUGAGGUGACCAGCAUUGUGCUGAGGUUAGCAAGGGCUCUCGGAGAAACCUCCUUGGGAGAAACGCCGAACUUGAGUUCUCUGAACGAGAGCAGCGCAGAUCUCCUGAAUAGUGCCAAGCGCAAAAGUCUUGAGUCACGAGAGGGACAGGAAGUUCACGACUCACUCUUCAAUGCCGAAAGCAAUGGAGACGAUACUUUACGCUCGACUCUGACUUCGGACAUUGUUGACAAGCUAUGUAGCAAAUUACAGACAACGCCUAUGCCACGCAUGGCCCUCAGAGAGUCUCAGCAGCUCUCUCUUCUUGUUCGAUGCCUACUAGACAUCAGCGAGCGGAAAUUCAUCGUCGAUGCAAAUGGCUGGCGCUACCUGACAGCUCUGAGAAUGCAGCGCGAAUUGCACAAAUUGACUGCUCAGGAGAACGUGAACGGUAGCGUCAGCUCUGCUGGCAAGACGUCUGCCUCUGUCACGGCAAUGUCCCUGAUCAAUGGCUCAAGCAAUGCCUCAACUUCUGGUCUUCCGACGUUUCACCUUGCCAGCCGCGAUACUGUUUGGGCUCUUCACUCAACGACGCAGGAAGCUAUCGUAUCACGGCUCAAAGAGACCUUUGGCGAUAGGAUCACAUGGCCGAUCGCUCGCUCAACAGGAGUUUUCUACUUCCUUCCGCCUGCCUCGUCGAGCCCUCUGCUGCUGGAGUUGGCCGAGCAAGUAGCGCGGGAUCAGUACUCGCUCACGCGAGACCCUGUCUCUUGCUCUCUACUCUACUAUGCACUGGGCAAAAAGAAGCUGGUCCUAGGACUGUGGAGGCAAGCUGCAGGACAUCCUGAACAGAAGAAGAUGUUGCAGUUCUUGACGAAGGACUUCGAGGAAGAGAGGUGGAGGACUGCUGCGUGCAAGAAUGCGUUUGCGCUGCUGAGUCAAAGAAGGUUUGAGUUUGCCGCAUCAUUCUUCAUGCUUGGCGACUCGAUUCAGGACGCAGUCAACGUCUGCAUCAAGAAUCUCAACGACAUUGACUUGGCUGUCGCGCUUGUACGCAUCAAGGAAGGGCGAGAUGAUGGCCCACUCUUCGUAAAGCUCUUGAAGACAAGGCUUCUUCCGCUCGCGUUUGAUGUUCAGGAUCGCUAUCUGGCUCACUGGGCAUUCUGGCGUCUCGGGCAGCGAGAGAUGGCGGUGCGCGUGCUGUGUACCUCGAUGGAUCUUUUGCGCAGCGAGGUCAAAUCACUUCCUCCAGUAGUCAGCGAUGCACCACCCCGAGUGGCCAGAUACGAGGAUGUGACCCUUGCGGUUCUGUACUUGCAGAUGAGCAAGAAGGGCAUACCAGUCGAGCAAGAUACUCGCUUUGCAAAGCACAUGCAGAAGGUACUGAGGCGAAUGGGCUGCCAUCUUGUGGCAGAAGCCCUGCUUGCCGAAUGGGAGUACAAGCCAUAUGUAGAGGUUCAGUCUCAGCAAAUCAACAACGACACUGCUGUUGACGUUGAAAUGGUACAAGCCACUCCUGGGCAGGUGUUGCAAGAGACGAAAUCUUCGGGCACGGCCGACGGUCCGCCCUCGGACGCCCUGAACGAUGCGCUGGCGGGCUUGACUUUCACAAGCGCUGCAACUAAGUCCGAACCCGAAACAACAACCAGAGCUCCCAGUGACGAGAAGACGAAUGGAGCGGUCAAAAUACCCGACAAGACGGAUGAACGUGAAGCGGCAGAGGAGAAGAAGAAGGAGACUCGAAAGAAGCCCGGAGGGGGAGUGGCCAAUCUGAUCACUUCUGCGAAGAAUGCAGAUCAACAAGGCGCUCAAGAGUUCGACUUUGGCAGUUUUGGAUUCUGA